AUGUCCGGGCAGCUCGCAAGCCUCGAUCCUUCGACGGCGAAUCGUCUCCCGCCUCAUUCCCAGGUCCUCUUUGAUGCCAAGGCGGACGCCGGGCUCACAUUCGAGGACAUCGCCAAACAUCUAGGCCGCAGCGAAGUUGCCAUUGCAGGCAUCUUCUACGGUCAGGUUCAGGCCUCGGAAGAGGACAUCCAAAAGUUGUCCAAGCUUCUCGGAAUCCAGGCCGCGAACCUGAAGCAGCUGAACAACUACCCCGACCGCGGCCGCGCAGGGCCAAUGCCGCCCGUUGAGCCACUCAUUUACCGCCUGUACGAGAUUGUACAAAACUACGGGUACGCUUACAAGGCUGUCAUGAACGAGAAGUUCGGCGACGGCAUCAUGAGUGCGAUUUGUUUCAACACGAAGGUUGAGAAGGAGAUUGAUGAGGCGGGUAGCCCAUGGGUUGUCAUUACCCUCAAGGGCAAAUGGCUUCCCUUCACCCGGUUCUAA
This is a messenger RNA of Colletotrichum orchidophilum, 486 nucleotides long. Its product is annotated as cyanate hydratase. Bases 1 to 486 code for a protein of 161 amino acids. The transcript has 3 exons. NCBI's taxonomy places the organism in Eukaryota, Fungi, Ascomycota, Sordariomycetes, Glomerellales, Glomerellaceae. The record is from RefSeq and is a predicted model, not a curated record. Gene Ontology annotation, molecular function: cyanate hydratase activity; DNA binding.